Cyclopterus lumpus (lumpfish) is the source of this 759-nucleotide messenger RNA. RefSeq names its product LSM8 homolog, U6 small nuclear RNA associated (gene lsm8). The record is from RefSeq and is a predicted model, not a curated record. NCBI's taxonomy places the organism in Eukaryota, Metazoa, Chordata, Actinopteri, Perciformes, Cyclopteridae. Gene Ontology annotation, biological process: mRNA splicing, via spliceosome. The coding region runs from base 172 to 462 and encodes 96 amino acids. Gene Ontology annotation, cellular component: precatalytic spliceosome; U4/U6 x U5 tri-snRNP complex; U6 snRNP. The transcript has 4 exons. Gene Ontology annotation, molecular function: RNA binding.
CGCUCUCCCCUCCUGCCUGCUCGGUGGCUCUGCGGUGGAUCCGUUCGGUCUGUUCCCCGGUGUGUCUUCUCCGUUCCCUGGUAUAGCGUCUCUCUGCGCCGUUUCACCGCCAGCUACCGGGCGGAAACCUACACCGACGCGUCUCCCGGAUAAACAGUCCCGUCAGGAAACAUGUCCACCGCGCUGGAGAGCUACAUCAACCGUACAGUGGCCAUCGUCACUUCAGACGGGAGAAUGAUUGUGGGCACUCUGAAGGGUUUCGAUCAAACCAUCAACCUGAUCUUGGACGAGAGCCACGAGCGGGUGUUCAGCUCCAGUCAGGGGGUGGAGCAGGUGGUGCUGGGGCUCUACAUCGUCAGAGGAGACAACGUGGCUGUUAUCGGAGAGAUCGACGAGGAGACGGACUCCAACCUGGAUUUAGGAAACAUCCGAGCCGAGCCGCUCAACUCUGUGGCCCACUGACCCCCCCACACACAGACACACACACACUCUCUGUCGCCAUGGCAACAGAUGAGCGCACGACUCGCCCGAGUGUUCCGGGAGCCGUUUCACCGACGCAGGUUUUCAGAGUUUAGCGGAUCAGAAUCUGAUGUUGAAAACUCGGCGAACCUUCGGACGCCGACGGACUCCCGCUGAUAUGUUUCUGUUUGUAUUUUUUUAUAAAUAAAGAGCGCUAGCGUUGUUAGAUUAACUUUUUUAUGCUUGGAGUCGGUGUUUGUCGUUGAGAUUUGUUUAAAUAAAGUUGAAUGUCUCAUAUUG